Messenger RNA from Purpureocillium takamizusanense, 4181 nucleotides. RefSeq lists its product as uncharacterized. NCBI's taxonomy places the organism in Eukaryota, Fungi, Ascomycota, Sordariomycetes, Hypocreales, Ophiocordycipitaceae. Gene Ontology annotation, cellular component: membrane. Gene Ontology annotation, molecular function: protein binding. The coding region runs from base 431 to 4015 and encodes 1194 amino acids. The record is from RefSeq and is a predicted model, not a curated record. The transcript is spliced from 3 exons.
CAGGAGCUGCAUCUCCCUCCCCCUCUGUUUUGUCCUGCGUCCAACAUUACCCAACUUUGUGUCGCCGCGUGGGAUUCCUCGUUGUUCUUCCUGCCGCGACUUUCAAUAUCGACCUACCUACGUACUAAAGCCACCUGCUCCCGCGACUCGGCGUCCCACCAAGGCGGCCUGUUCUGCGACCCGUCCCGCCGCAUAAGCAGCCCCGCCACCGAUCUACCACCUUCAUCGCGACAAGAACCGAAGCUCUUGUUUCACCACGCUCCGACGUCCCCUUCUGUCGCAACCCGGCCGCUUCUGGCGGCCAUCUCAGCAUCCUUGAGCGCAGACAACAACUGGCUCGGACGCACCACAAGCCUGUGCGGCCGCGGCAUUGCGUCAUAUCGCUCCGUCUCGCCCGCCGCGGGGACAGUCGCAUCCGUCGUCACUCAUCAUGGAGUCAAGUCGCGGCGUGCCAGAUGGGGAAAUGUUCCUGAGCAAGCCGGCGCCUGAUGACUGCGGUGACAGCCCUACCGUCGAGCCACUUCGCAUCUUCAAACCCCAGAGCCCCAGGCCAGCUUCAGGCGGCGCAUCGUCAUCGUCGUUCCACAAGCCAUCGUUCCCCCUACCUCCGGGCGCAUCGAGCUCGGCAGCCCCACUGCCUUUCCCAGAUGAUGAUGACGUCCGCAAAUACAUGCCACCAAAACCGUACGGCUCUGCAUACAACGACACAUCGCCUCGCAUAGACACAAGCUCCGGUGAGAGAAAGCCCGGGCUUGCCGAGAGGAGGGGCGCCUCGCCAAAGGUUAUACAAUCUCCGUCGAGCCCGGAGGCAGACCAUGGGCUCUUCGCAAGGCCUUUGAAGGAGCAGCCUCGACCUGCCUCCUCCAAUACAAACUAUCCGACGUAUCAGAAGACAUACUACCCCCCUCCGGAAGCCGCGGCGAGCGCUGGCUCGUCUGGCAACGUCCCGCAGCCGCAAGGCACGGGAGCGAGCGGAGUAGGGGGCACCAGCAGCAAUAGCAACAGCAGCAACCAGUCGACGAUGAACGACCAGGGCGUCAACCGGUUCGCUUCGACAGCCUCAAAUUCCACAACGAGGGCGAACCGCGGCUCGCCGCCACCGCCCGAGACCCCAGUAGUAGAGCCGGGCACGAUUCCUGGGGGCGGGAUAGAAGCUCGGUACGCGGCGUCAGGGAUCUCAGGAACCGCGACCCUCAACAGCCUCCAGGCCCAUCAAGCUCAGAGCGCCGCCGCAGCGCAGAGACUGGCGCAGUAUGGAAAUCAGCCGCCACAAGUCCAGCGACCCUGGACUCCUACCGAAAUCCCAGGACAAGCGCCUUCGGGUCCUCCUACAGUCUACCAGGGAGCAAAUCCGAUCUCAAGCCCUCAGCCGGAGCCAGUCUUCAGCCCACCUUCGGAGCCACCCGCUCAAGAUCAACAGAGUGCCCCGGCUCAAGUCAGUGUCUUGGAACAGGAUUUUCAACGCCUGAGCACCAAAACACCGCCUCCCGCUUACUCAAGUGUGAAUCCCAGUGGAACAUCUGCAUAUUCCAACGAGAAACAACGCCAGCAGCAGCAGCAGCAGCAGCAUCAACAGCAGCAGCCGCAGACCCAACGGCCCACAACUUCGCCCGCACCCGCUGCUACUUCUUCGUCAACUCCUCCGCAGAAACCCAUCGUCACGGCCGCGGCGGCUGGCGGAGGUCUCGCCUCACCGGCCCUUCAGCACCCUGGCCAUCCAGCGUUCGCCAAUGACCCUCGACCAGAAGCCAAUGGGCAGUCGUCGCAGACGGCAGCUUCACCCACUCCGAUUUCUGCCACACCUGCCUCUCCUCCCCCGCUGCCAGAGGGAUGGAUAGCCCACCUGGAUCAGAAUUCCGGCCAAUACUAUUAUAUCCAUCUCGCUACGCAGGCCACCCAGUGGGAGUUUCCAAAGGGUCCAAAUCCGAUUCAGCAUGAACAGGCACCACUCUCGCCUGUGGCCUCGACGUAUGGGAACCCUCUGACAUCCCCCAUGUUUGGGAAGCAGUCGAUGGCAUCUCCCAUGUUUCCGCCGCAUACUCCGGGCUAUGCCGAAAGCAUUAUGAGUGUCGCUGCCUCACAGACCCCAACAACUGCUGGGUUCUCCGGCCCCCCUCCAAGCUCUGGCGUCGAUAUGUACAGGAUACAGCCAACCAACGGUGUAUAUUUCGGCCCAUAUCUUCGAUAUGUCAACAUGGAUCUUGAGAAAGGCAUCUGGCAUGGCAGCAUCCUUAUUGUUACCGAUGCCCCUCAGCCACCUACCAUCCACUUGCACCUAAGCAUGGAUCUCUCGCCGAAUCCGAGACAACUGCAACCUCGCACCAUCUACACUCACCAGCGCUGGUCCUUCUACAAGUAUGAGAUUGAAGUCCAGAUGGGAGAGGGCGGCACCGAGAGGUGGACGUAUGCCGUAACGUCUCACUUGGGCUGCACGCGUUAUGAGUUUGUUGUCGCUGGACGCCACGAAAUUGGAUGGCGGUUCAUUGCACAUUCUGGCAAUGACUUCGCCGCUGGCACAACUCAGAACGAACGUGCCAGGUUGGGCGGGGUCGGGUUCAUGUGGAAGGACGUACUGCAGAAAAACGUUGAAUGCGGCGGCUUCCACGUCCAACUCGGCCUGGGUGACCAGAUAUACGGCGACAGGUUGUGGAAGGAGGUGCCGCUACUGAAACAGUGGUUGGCCAUGAGCGGUCGCGACAACAAAAAGAACGUUCAAUGGACAGCUCGCCAUGAAGAGGACGUGUCCCAUGCCUACUUCCACUUCUACACGAGCCACUUUGAUCAGCCAUUCUUGCGCGAGGCGUUCGCUCAAAUCCCUCACGUGUUACAAAUCAACGACCAUGAUAUUUUUGACGGCUACGGUUCCUACCCUGCCUACAUGCAGAAUUCUCCAAUGUUUAAGAAUAUCGGUCGCAUUGCCACGGACAUGUACCUGCUCUUCCAACACCACACAACAACGGAAUUGAUGAGGAACGUCAGCACUGACCACGACAUAUUCACGAUAACUGGUACUGGUUGGCAUUUCGUAAAGUUUUUGGGGCCGGCCGUCGCAGUGGCGGGACCCGACUGCCGCUCUGAGAGGACUCAAGCUCGCGUCCUAGCCGGUCCGACAUACCAGGGCAUCUUUCCCAAGGUUGCUACGCUUCCGCCAAGCGUCCAGCAUGUCAUCUGGAUGAUAUCGGUGCCCCUCAUAUACCCUCGGCUUGACACCGUCGAAAGCCUUGCGAACACAGUUGCUGUAGGAAAAAAGGCUGUCAACACAACGUACAACAUACUGGGAAAGGUGACCAGUUCGGUCGCCGGUGUUGUCGGUGGCAAGGAGGUCGUCGCACAAGGAUUCUCGCAAGUCAAGAGAGCCGUUGGCAAGACUGGCCUCAUGGGCAACGUCCUGAAUCAGUUCGGUGAACUCGACAUCCAAGAAGUCUUGAAGGAUAUGUGGACGCAUGACACCAAAGACCUCGAAAGAACAUAUUUCAUCCGAACUCUACAAGGUAUUGCCCAGCAAAAGGGCAUACGUAUGACUUUUCUGUCUGGAGACGUGAACGCCUCCGGCGCCGGCUUGGUCCAUGACCCGACACACCCUGCAGAUCACAAGACCAUGUAUCAGAUCAUCUCGUCUCCUAUUGUGGGAGCCCCACAGGGCGGCUACGUCUUGAAGAUGCUGCAUAACCAGAAGACGCUGUACGUGCCCCAGAACGGGCAAAAGACGACCAACGAAGUCUCGGACACCAAGGAAGAUAUGAUGGAGAUUUUCCACACGGACGCAAGCGGAGCGAGUCGCGAACUAAAGAAGCUGAUGGGGAGGAGGAACUACGUCGCCUUCGUCGCCUAUGAUCAGGAGGCAGCGAACCAGGCACCCUUCAGCCCCAAUCCAAGCAUCAGCAGCCAGCAGCAACAACAGGGGCUGUCGAAGUUGAGCAUCGCGGUGGACUUCGUGGUGCAGGGAGAUGGGCCGUUUCAAGCCACCACCAAGUAUGGUCCUGUCAUCAUUCCACACCUUGAAUUUGGCCGAUGAACAGCGAAACCUACCUUUUGCUGUGCGAGACAGGAUAUGGAAUUUUUAUGAGAUGCAACCAGCGAUGCUGUUGAAUCUACAAGCUUUGAAUACCUCUGCCCGUUUGCUUCCAGUGCUGUAAUCUGUACGCCCUCUGCUUGCUUACCCACUUGAUCUUGUUCAAUGG